Molecule: messenger RNA, 705 nt
Organism: Salpingoeca rosetta
Lineage: Eukaryota; Choanoflagellata; Craspedida; Salpingoecidae
Exons: 4
Coding region: 55-705 (216 amino acids)
Source: RefSeq, a predicted model, not a curated record
UCGUGUUUCAGCACCGGAUACGAAAGCCAGCCAGCCAGCCAGCCAACCAGCAGCAUGAGCGCGCCUGUUGGAAGUCCCAAUGCAGUCGAGGGAGGGCAGCCGCCAAAGCAGCCGCCGCCACAGCAACAGCAGCCGCCAAUGCAGCAACAGCAGCCGCCGCCACAGCGCGCUGUGCCACAACCCUCCCCCUCACCAAUGGCAUUCUUCCAAGACAAGGCAUUGCUGCGGGAUGGCAGCCCCCACCCCAUGACAGCGUUCCUAGACCAAGUGGGCCGCCACGAUUCCGCCAUUGUGUGCACCGAAAUGAUCGCACGGCGUGACAGCGCCUUGGCAAGCCGCAUGAGCAUGAAUGAGAAGCGCAAGGAACUCAAAGUGGUCUACGACACGUUGGCCAAAAUUGUAUGCGACACGAACACCUUGGCUGUGACAUACGACACCAUCGUGUCUGCCGCGGCUCGGCUCAAACUCAAGACAGACGCGGCGCAGAUGCUGCAGCUCCUGGCCGAUCGCCACGUGCCCAUCCUCGUGGCGACGCUUGGCCCGGCCCUCGUGCUCUCUGCGGCGCUUCGUCAGUGCGUGGAGGGCAGCAUGAACAUGGACGACCACAUCUUCGUCAUGGGCCAAGAAUUUGCACAGUGGGAGCCAGACCUGGUGCCGCGCAAACACCCGCAGGAGCAAUUUGCGGUGGAGGCGGUGGAGGCGUGA